AUGGCAUCUGAUGCGUCUCCUCCAGGUGAGGAAGAGGUCAAGGUGAGGAGGAGGAGGAGGAGGAGAGAGGAGCUGAGGAAGACAGAGGACAUAGAGGAGUUAACGUCUGCUGGGCACAAAGCUCUGCAGGAGGGACGGCCAGAGGAUGCUCUAAGACACUUUAAGGAGGCACUGAAGGCCGCCACACAGCUGCAGGACUCCCGGGUUCUGCGGGCCUGUUCCUUUAAUCUCGGAGCAGCCUACGUGGAAGCAGGCCGACCUCAGAAAGGUUUGGACCUCCUGCAGCAGGCUCAGCCCGGCCCGAAGGCCAACCGCGUCCCGGACCUCCAGUUCAACCUGGCCCUGGCCCACAAUGCACUGGGGCAGAGCCAGGAAGCCGCUGCAUCCUUCCUGCAGGCUGCUCAGCUGUAUCGGUCGCAGGGAGAUGGACGCAGUGAGGGUGAUGCCUGCAUGGAACUGAGCCGCUGCUACAGCAGAACCCAGGACUGGUCUCUGGCGGUUCAAGGUUUCCUGCGGGCUGCAGAGAGUUACAGAGUGGCGGCCAUGUUAGAUUCUGCAGCCAGUGCACUGAAGGAAGCAGGAAGUCACAUGAUCCAAUCAGAUGAGUUUAGCCAGGAUGACAUCAGUGGCGUGUUGACAGAGUGUCUGAGUCUGACGGACAGCAUCAGCGACCAGAGGAUUCUCGGUGAGCUGUACCUGUCAGUGGGUGUGUCCUACUGCCGGCUCAGGUGUUUCCAGGAGGCGGUGCAGUGUUUUCAGUUGGCUCUUAGCCCUGUGACUCAGUGCCCCCCCCUGCUGGCCAGUGUGUUGCACAAUCUGGGAGCUGCUCUUAACUCCUUGGGACAGUUCAGCCCUGCAGUGGGCUACCAUAGGCUGGCUGCAGGCCUGUAUGGCUCUCUGGGUGGCCGUGGUGACCAGGCUCGAUGUUUUACUAACUUGGCGUUUGCCUGCAGUCAGCUAGGUGAUGAAGAGGAGGCAGCAGAGAGCUUCAUCCUCGCUCUGCAGGGCUUCAAAGACACUGAGGAUCACCUGGGCCAGGUUCAAGUAUGUGAAUCGCUGGCUGAGUGUUACCUAAAGCAGAGGAAGCAGCAGAAAGCUGUUCAGCUCUACAAACAGGCUCUGAGUGCGCUCUCUCACUGCCAGGAUAGUGGUGGUUUUCAGGACCGACUUGUGGAGAAACUGACUGCAGCUCUGAGGAUGAGUGCUGGGCGGCAGGUCUGA
This is a messenger RNA of Stegastes partitus (bicolor damselfish), 1221 nucleotides long. RefSeq names its product tetratricopeptide repeat domain 24 (gene ttc24). The transcript is spliced from 7 exons. The record is from RefSeq and is a predicted model, not a curated record. Lineage: Eukaryota; Metazoa; Chordata; Actinopteri; Pomacentridae. Gene Ontology annotation, molecular function: protein binding. Bases 1 to 1221 code for a protein of 406 amino acids.